This is a messenger RNA of Paramormyrops kingsleyae, 5988 nucleotides long. It is a transcript of the gene ppef1, whose product is annotated as protein phosphatase, EF-hand calcium binding domain 1. The record is from RefSeq and is a predicted model, not a curated record. Gene Ontology annotation, molecular function: iron ion binding; protein binding; manganese ion binding. Lineage: Eukaryota; Metazoa; Chordata; Actinopteri; Osteoglossiformes; Mormyridae. Gene Ontology annotation, biological process: detection of stimulus involved in sensory perception.
AUGUCUUAAAAUAGGCUAUAAAUAUGUAAAAUAAAAUUGUCAACUUCUGUGUUUCUGGUAAAACUCAACUUUCUUCACAUGUUUUAGUUUUUAGUAGAUGUUUGUAUCCUCGCUCCCGGGGCGGGAAGGCCAUGCGAACAUCACACGACCUCUCCUGUUUUUCCAUUACUCUGCGGCGAGGGUGUUUGAUUCCCAAAACGCUGUGCCGACAGGGAUGCCUAAGUGGGCUUUCAAAGGUGCUGUAAAGCAGAUGAAAGCGACGCGCUCGGAAGCUUUGUUCCUCGUCCGGAAUAGACGGCGCGGUGGAGCGGGGCAUUCCUUUCAUUAGCCAGCUCGGAGUGUCAUUGUGGCGGAAAUAACACGGAAUGGCAGGAGGCACGCGCCGCUUACUGCCGCGGGCUCGGGCAUUACGCGCACACGUGCGUAUUCGGACGUGCACGUGCGUAGGUACUGGCUGGCAGAGAAGCGGCUCCCCCGGUGCGCCAGGUGCAGUCACUGGGAAGGGGCCGUUCCCUUAGCUUUUUGUUCUACUUUUCUCGUAUUUUUUUUUUUUUUGCAACGGCCUGGCAAAGUGCAGGGUCCGUCCAAGAAGAGUUCGCUUGGAAGGUUUUGGUUGAUGUGAGGGUCUUGCGUGCCCGUAGGACUCCGCGGGACCGAGACACCUGUUAAGCCGUCGCCGAGCGGACUGCGCGGGAGCCCGUAAGCUGCCGGCGACCCCAGAAAUGGGGUGUGGAACCUCAGCGGCCACGGAGGCUCAAGGGAGACUAUCAGAAAAAGAUGACUCCGUAAAGGCUCCCAGUCCAGCACUAACCAUGAAGGCGGCCAUCUUGAUCCAACGUUGGUACCGGCGCUACGUGGCCCGGCUGGAAAUAAGACGCCGGUACACCUGGAGCAUAUUCCAGUCCAUCGAGUACGCUGGCGAGCAGGAUCAGCUGCAGCUCUCCAGUUUCUUCAGCUUUAUGUUGGACAACUUCACACAGAUCAGCGGGAAUGGCCCAGAUCUGAUCUCUCAUCUUCUGGACCCUGCGUUGACGGAGGAGGAGAAGCAAGCCACGUUUGAGGGGGUCGAGGUGUCCGAUUCAUACAGCGGCCCCCACAUCUCCUUCCCCCUCACCGUGUCCGACACCAACGCUUUGCUCAGUGCAUUCAAAGCGCAGCAGAUUCUGCACGCCAGGUACGUGUUACAGCUGCUUUAUGAGACCAAGCGGUUCCUGAAGCAGAUGCCGAACAUCAUAUACCUGUCAACAUCGUACACCAAGGAGAUCACAGUGUGCGGUGACUUGCAUGGAAGACUGGAUGAUUUGCUGCUCAUAUUCUAUAAGAAUGGCCUUCCCUCGACGGAUAACCCUUACGUGUUCAACGGCGACUUUGUGGACCGAGGGAAGAAGUCCAUAGAGAUCAUCAUCAUUCUGUUUGCCUUCCUGCUCCUCUAUCCAGACCACAUGCACCUAAAUCGAGGCAACCACGAGGACCACAUCAUGAACCUGAGAUACGGAUUUACAAAGGAAGUUAUGCAGAAAUACAGGACCCAUGGAAGGCAAAUCUUGCAGCUGCUGCAGGACAUCUUCAGCUUGUUGCCCGUGGCAACGGUGAUCGAUGACAAAGUGCUGAUCGUCCACGGUGGCAUCUCUGACAUGACAGACCUGGAGUUCCUUGGCUCCAUUGAGAGGCAAAAGAUAAAGUCUGUGCUCAGACUGCCAAAGAGUUUUGAGGAUGUCGAGGCAGAGAGGGGACUUGAGAAGAUCUGUGGCCAAGCGGGGAGCCUGCGGUCAGCUGGCGGUCCAAGCGGGGGCACCCGGAAGAGGAGGUGCCGACGAAGGAAGCCGAGCAGUGGCUCCUCCUCCUCAUCUUCCUCGUCCUCCUCCUCGUCCUCCUCGAUCAGCUCCCCACGUGGUGCCUCGCAGGUCUGGAGCAGCCCGCUGCCCUCUCCCAGGGUGCCCAGCCCCACAGACCUCCUGCAGCUGCCGUUCCUGGACUCCAUCGUGGCCGUGGCGAGUCUGGCGCCCCCCAGGGAGGAAGCCGGGUGGAAGCAGAUCGUGGACCUGCUCUGGAGUGACCCCAAGAAGCAGGACGGCUGCACGGCCAACACUUUCCGUGGAGGCGGCUGCUACUUCGGGCCCGAUGUGACUCGUCGGCUGCUCCAGAGGCACGGACUGCAGCUGCUGAUCCGCUCACACGAGUGCAAGCAGGAGGGCUAUGAGUUCUGCCACGAUGGCCAGGUAAUCACCAUUUUCUCUGCUUCCAACUACUACGAGGAAGGCAGCAACCGUGGUGCCUACGUGAAACUGGGUCCAGAUAUGGUGCCGCGGUUCUUCCAGUACCAGGUCAGCCGCUGCACCAGGAAGCUCACCCUUCACCAGAGGGUAAGUGUAGCUGAGAGCUCUGCUCUGAAAUCCCUUAAGGAGAAGCUGUUUGCUCAUCGCUCAGAGCUGAUGGCUGCCUUCCAGGAAUAUGAUGUGAAUAAAACAGGCUGCAUUUCCAUCACAGACUGGGCCCAGGCCACAGAGUCGGUCCUGAAACUGGACCUGCCCUGGAGGACGCUGCGGCCGCGGCUGGCCCGCCUGGCCCCAGAUGGCGCUGUGGAGUACCAGUCCUGCUUUGAGGACGUGAGCGCCGGCCAGCCUGUUCCCCAGAUUUCUCCAAACCUGGCAGAAACUCUGUACAGAUACCGAACUGACCUGGAAAUUGUAUUCAACAUCAUUGACAAAGAUCAUUCAGGCCUCAUCUCCAUUGAUGAGUUCCGCCAGACCUGGAAGCUGUUCAGUUCGCACUUGAACGUGGAUGUGGACGACAGCGCCAUCGACGACCUGGCGCGCAGCAUUGACUACAACAAGGAUGGUAGCAUCGACUUCAACGAAUUCCUGGAGGCCUUCCGGGUGGUGCACAAGCUGGACACCAAGGAGAAGCAGCAGGGAUGAUAGAGGGCAGGCAGGCAGAUAGCAGCUCAAUCACAGUGCAUGGAGUAGCUUGGUGGAGAAGCUCCCCUGAACUACUGCUGGUCUGAGCAGUCUAGAGAACCUUGGAGAGACAGUCUCUCUGGACAAGGCAAAGACGUAAUGAUUACAGAAAUGGAUGCAUGACCAAAAGCUGCACUUUAAAACAUUUAAGUUAUAUGAACUAGACCAGGGCUAUUCAAAUCACGAUCCUCAAGGUCUGAGCCCUGCUGAUUUUCCAGCCUUCCUUUACCUGUGAGCCUCUGUGACCAAUCAGAAUCAGUAAUUAUUAAACUAACUACCUGAGAGCUUUGAAAACAAGGCCUGGAUUUGGAUUUGAGGUCCAGAUUUGAAGAUCCCUGAACUAGACCAUCUGCUUGGCAGUAAACCAUCUUGUCCUGUUCGUAUGGCAUUUAAAGUCUGCUCAGCACAUCGAGAGAGCCUUACAAAGCUUGAGAAGGACACGUAUGAUGGUCUUUGUGGCCCAAGAAUGCAUUUACAGCUCCGACAGUCUGGCUUUGAUUGGCCCCUGAACCUUCAAACAGGCUUCUGAACAGAUGUGACAGAACUGUGGGCUGUUAUGCAGAUCCAGGCCCAGUCCACACCGUGCGUGCGGCCUUUGCUUCAUUUGAAUCUGUUUUGGUCUUUUGUUGUUUCUCAUUUGCGAUUCCUUUUGUCUGAAAUUAUAAACGUAGACUAACUGUGGACUCUUUGAAACGAUGAUGUAGCCUCAUUAACUGCACUGUCAUCGAUCCAGGACUAAAUCAACCAAAACAAGCAAACACAUGUCUGGACACGUGCAACAAGCUGAAUGUAACAUUGGGAUUUUGAAUAUUUUAAAACCUGGAUUGGUUUCUCUUCUGUAUCACCUGACCGGUCUGAUAGGUCAAUGUGCUCCAACCGUUCCCUAAUGAUGUUCUGUGACCAACGGCCUGGUUGGGUUUAUUUCCAUCAUAAUAAAAUCUCCAUUUUAAGAUCUGCACGGCAUUCCCAAUGCUCCUCACCAGCAUGGACAUGGAAGGAGUUGCCUUUGUUCAGAAAUGUUGAUGUGCUGUUGAAGAAACAUUCAAUGCGCCAUUUGACUUGGGCUGGGAAUGUGCGCCUAUAUUUGUGCAUGUGUACGGGUGUAUGUGUUCACACACACACACACACACACACACACACACACACACACUGCUUCCUCAGAAAAGGCUUCUUCACCCAGACCGUGUGUCACAGUGUCCCCUUACUGUUGCCCCGUUGUUGGGUAUUUAGACGUCACCUCCAGUCCAGUCAGACCAUGCCUGGUAUUCGUUGCACUGACCCACAGGAGGCGUGGAAUCAACAGGAAAAUCAGGCUGUGCAGCCCCAGGAGGAGAGAAGAGGGACAUGCUGGCCUCCAUGAUGAAUCUCUCUCACCAGAACCUCAAUGACAAAGACCAAGGAAUUAAAUGAUGGCUUUGGGAGGAGAACAGGGUACAUGAGGAGGAGGAGGAGUCCUGCAUAAUUCAUUGCAUCUGCUGCGACCUGCUGCCCCAGACAGUUGCAUGCGUGUACACGAGCGGCCCAGUGCUUCCCCUCUGCUCACUUCUCAUUAUCUGGCGUGUUUAUCACCAUGCUUUUUUUAAGUUCUGGCUCUCAUGUCCUCCUGGAGGAUGACAGCCCGUGGAAAUGAACCUGCAUUAUGAAGAGUCUUCAUCACCAAAGGAUUUAUGGGAAAACCUUGAGAUUUUUUUUCUUUAAUUUUAGUUUUAAGCUUUUCUUUUCAACCUUUUGGGGGAGGAGUGGGUGUCAGUCCGCAGUAAAAAUCCAGCAAGUUGUACCCCAUCCUCGUCCCACCCCCUCCUACAGGAGGGGCCGUCCCUUUAGCCGCUGUUAGUGUGAGCAGAGAUCACCCAAAACUCCACUCAGCCACUCUGAGGAUCCGUCGUCCCUCUACAUGGGGGCUCUGGUGAGGCUGGUGGGGCUUUUGGCCCUGUCCUGGACCUGGACCCUCCCUCCAGGUAAGCCCUCUGACCUCUGACCUCUGCAUAGCUGCCUGACCGCAGGAAGGGAAAUCAUGUCUCAACUGGUCAGCUCGCACAUUUGUGAAAGUAUGUGUAACACUGCAAUUCUCGUAAUCAUGUAUGUGUGGCCUUUGAAUAUAUGUGAAUUUAAUCUGUAGUUUAGAAAGUUUUUCCUCACUUAGAUUUUUUUUUAUAAAUAGUUUUCUACUUUUGUUUGCAUAUAGUAUGUAUUACUCCAUAAAAUGGGAUGAAGAGGUAACUGUAUAUUUUAUAAAGUGUUUUUUACUGUUAUUAAUAAUUUACCUUCCACAUGUUAUUUGACUGUUUCUGUUUUAGAAAAAAGAAAGAUUUCUUCUCAAGAUAUGCAGUUCAUUGGUAUUUUGGUUUUGCUUUUAUUCAAAAGCGUACAAAAUCUGUAAGAAUAUGAAAUAAUUUAACAGUGAAUGUAUGUUUGCUCUGAUCUUCCACGUGUGCUUAGAAUGUUUGGCGGCGGUUGGGUUCUAUGAGAAUCCAUCUCUUUUUAUUUGUUGUCAUGGACAAACAGAGGUGUGCUUUUUUUUCUGGAAUCUUGGAGAGCCCUGGAUAUUUCCUUCUGUCUGGAUUCCUGCCCUCCCAGUAAUGAUGCAAUUAAAGAAACCAUCACAUUUCACAGAGGGCCACAGGUGUCUGAAGACCACAGGACAAUGUGUCAGCAGCUGUGUCCGAAUUCAGGGGCUCUUUUAAGGCUGCAUGCCAAGACGGAAUGCGUCACGGCAGUGGAAUAUGGCUGUCCCAUUCGGAAGGCUCCUUCAAAUGCGGUCUAGAAAUGUGUCCUUCGUUUCCCGGGCCUUGAAGGACGCAGCCGAUGGGUCCCUCGCAGCCCAGCAUAUCCCAAAAUUUGUUGCGUGGAUUUUUAGAAAAUCUUCAAAGGAUGCAGCCCCUGAAUUCGGACACCGCCAGCGCUUCUAAGGCUGUGCUGUCGGAACUUGCGAUGGUUUUAGACAUCUGGCAAAUGGGCGCACCUUCUUCCGGUACGGGGGGCUCUACGUCACUUUCACCUGUAAUCCGGGCUUCAAGCUCCAUGGCCAUCG